Acanthosepion pharaonis is the source of this 711-nucleotide messenger RNA. The record is from the annotation of a GenBank genome assembly. NCBI's taxonomy places the organism in Eukaryota, Metazoa, Mollusca, Cephalopoda, Sepiida, Sepiidae.
AUGUUACUUUCUGAUAGAUUUAUUAAUUCAAGCAAGCAUUUCAGUAAUUUGAGUUUUAGUCAAAAUCCUAGAUUGCCUCUAAAACUUAUAAAAUCGUCUAUCUAUCUAUCUAUCUAUCUAUCUAUCUAUCUAUCUAUCUAUUAUAUUUCAGGAGAAACGAGUUCUCAUAUCUUUAAAGAACUCUUCGGAAAGAUCAUGCUCUCUUCUGCAUCUGCCUAUAACUCAUACCGUGGGAACGUCGACUCUAACUUGUGCCCACGUGUUUGUGCCGACGACACUAACACAAGCAGCAGGAGAUCCCCACUACCACCUCCAUCCUCACCAUUCCCUUUUCCUGGUCUUCUUGGUCUUUCUUUCUUUCUUUCUUUCUUUCUUUCUUUCUUUCUUAUUGUGGUUCUUAUUUUUUGGUUCUUUUUCAUCUCGUGUUGGAAUCUGUUUUCAAUCGACAUUUGCAUACCUAUACAAUACAUACAUAUCUAUCUAUCUAUCUAUCUAUCUAUCUAUCUAUCUAUCUAUCUAUCUAUCUAUCUCAAUGGGCAGCAAUGUUUUAUGCUGGUUGUAUCAAAUUCUCUAUUAAUCAUCAACUAUCUAUCUAUCUAUCUAUCUAUCUAUCUAUCUAUGCAUUCAAAUCGACGGAUAAAUGCAGAUACAUCUAUCUAUCUAUCUAUCUAUCUAUCUAUCUAUCUAUCUAUCUAUCGAUGUCGUGCUUAA